GGAGGGCAGAGCCUUGGCAACGGCAUUUGCAAAAAAAAGGGAGGCGCGAGGGAGCGCCGGUGUCGUCACAGUCCCCCCCCCCCUCCCCAACAGUAAGGGCGCGAGCUCUGGAAGGGUUAGACGUCUCUUUUCCCUCCAUGCGCGCCCACGUACGCACCUCCACAGGCACACGAGAGCGCGCUUCCGCCCCCUCUGCGCGCGGGUUCGCGGGAGCCGUUCCAGCGCCCCGAGCCGCUUGUCGCGGGAGUAGCCAAAGACGCUCCGUCCGUCCGUCAGCCCCACACCCGAACGGGCGGCCCUGAGGAGGGGGGAAGGAAAGAAGGAGCGGCGGCGGCGGGAUUAUUAUGGGCUGUGGGUGCUGAGCAAAGAUGGAGCUGUCUGCUGUGGGCGAGAGAGUCUUCGCGGCCGAAUCCAUCAUCAAGCGGCGGAUCCGAAAGGGACGCAUUGAAUACCUGGUGAAAUGGAAAGGCUGGGCUAUCAAGUACAGCACUUGGGAGCCUGAAGAGAACAUCCUUGAUUCCCGUCUGAUUGCAGCUUUUGAGCAAAAGGAACGUGAACGUGAACUAUAUGGGCCUAAGAAGAGAGGACCCAAGCCUAAAACUUUUCUGCUGAAGGCUCGGGCCCAGGCCGACGCCCUACACAUUGGGGAUGUACAUUUUUCUGUCAAGCCUAGCUCCAGCACAUCCUCGCCCAAACUCCAUUCCAGUGCUGCAGUACAUCGGCUCAAGAAGGACAUUCGGCGAUGCCACCGUAUGUCUCGGCGCCCUUUGCCUCGCCCAGACCCCCAGAAUGCUGGGGGGAUGGGUGGGGGCACUGGCAUGCGCCCUCCUGUCUCCCCUUUCUCAGAGACUGUCCGUAUUAUCAACCGCAAGGUGAAGCCUCGUGAACCCAAGCGCAGCCGCAUCAUUCUAAAUUUGAAGGUUAUUGAUAAGGGUGGAAAAGCUGUAAAUGGGGGAGGAGGCUUGGCUCGGUCUAAGAUCCCAUCACGAAACCGCGUGAUCGGCAAGAGCAAGAAGUUUAGCGAGAGCAUGCUCCGCAACCAGAUUCGCCACAUGAAAUUUGGAAACUUCCCUCUGUACAGCAAGCCAUCGGCUCCAACCCCAUCUCUUGAGGGGAAAGCAGAGGCGGGAAGCUCCCAAGGUGCCUCUUGUGGGCUCAUGGGUUCCACCGCUUAUGAUGCCCGCAGUUCCAGCUCCUCUGACUGCCCCUCGCCAGCUCCGCAUUCCUCAUCUGACCCAGAUGAUUCCCCACCAAAGCUGCUUCCUGAGACACUAAGCCCUGCCAUUCCCGACUGGCGCGAGUCGGAAGUCCUUGACCUGUCAAUCCCACCUGAGUCAGCAGCCACCAGCAAGCUGUCUCCUUCUGGAGGUGGCGGUGGGGGUCACAUGCCCUCAUCUCCCUCCUCUUCUGAUCCAGAGCAGGAGGCGGGUGAUUGGCGCCCUGAAAUGUCCCCUUGCUCUAAUGUGGUGGUCACUGAUGUCACCAGCAACCUCCUGACAGUCACCAUCAAGGAAUUCUGCAAUGCUGAAGAUUUCGAGAAGGUGGCUGCUGCUGCUGGAGGAGGGGGAGGGGGAGGCAGCAGCAAGUGAGAGACUGCGUUUCUCUUUCAGUGGGUUGGGGGGAAUGGGUCAGAGAGGCUCAGCUGCAAAGUCAUGCAUGGUAUGAAUGCCUAUUUUCUCCUUUCCUCCUUCUUGUCCCCUCUCUCUUUCUCUUUCUCUGUCUCUUUCUUUCUCUCUCUCUCUCUGGAAUUUCAGAUGGUUGUGGAGGAACUGGAAUGGAUAUGUUUGAAAUUCUAUAGUGACAUAGCUGCUGAGGGUUAUGGUGGGACAUGGCGGUUUCCCUUUUGGUCUUAAAGAAUUAUUGUCACAUUAAAAUGGAACUUGGAAAAUUGGAACUUAGGUGGGUGGGGUAUGUUAGGAGGAAAAUAAAUUUUCCACCUGAUUGAAUUGAACAAGAGAGAAAUUCUUCAGGCGAACACCCUGACGGGAUCUGUGUUGCCUGUGUUCCUCCUUCCUGCAGUUUGACCCCUGUCAGCUUUCUCUCAUAACUUUGGUAAAAUCUCAUUGGAUGAACUGUGGUGGGAGGAGGAGGUUUGCAAGAAGGGGAGGUGAGACAGUUGAUUGUUGGGGUUGGUCUGGGGUGGCUUCAGAACUUCUGUGGGUGUGCAUGUUCUCAGUGUGGGUGUGCCAGUAGGCUCUUCCACCUUGCGUAUAUAGAGGUGCUAACUUGGUAAUUGUGGUGGCACUUUGAUACAGCCUGGGCAUUCCCCUCCUCUUGCCCCACCCUGUCAAUCCUGCACACUGUUAUUUGUCAAACUGGAGUUUCUUCAGCCUUAUUGAGGUAUCAGUCUUGGCCCAGAUCUUCUUCCAUUGUUCCUUCUGCCUCCUUGUUCUGUGGCAUGUGGGUCCCCUUCUUGAAACUUGCUAACUCAAAAAAGCUGUUUUAUUAUGCAGGAGAGAUGGACAUGCUGUGCAGUGGUGCCGGCCCAGUAAGAUGAGAUCUACUCUUAUUUUGCAUUGACUUAAUACCAUUGUCCUUGCUGUGGGAUGGGCAAAAAACAAACAAACCCUGCUUACUUUUGUCUUUCCCACCUAUAUCUCUCUGCAGGAGUUUUAGAAGUGCAUUCACAUCUGCAGUCCCCAGGAUCUCAAAUGCCUCUACAAUUGCCAACCAAAGGUGCUAAGAACCUGUUGUAAAAUCUUACUCUAUCUCUUGGAUCCUGUGUGUGUGUGUGCGUGCGUUUGUGUGACUAUGCUGUGUACGUUAACCUCUCCCAUCCGCUUCUCCAUGACACCCUGCUUUUCAUGUAUUCACUCUGAUGGAAAUUUAACACCCUGUCUGGAAAGCAGGCGAUCAUGUGUCUACUUUUGUUCUCUCCCUACUAUCGUUCAUAGGGUGUUAAUAACUAUAAAUUCAUGUAUUAGUGUCCAAGAUUCUACUGCGGAAGUAAAAUCAUUUCUGCAAACAUGUACAUCACGGUCUAUCUGUCAUCUUAUAAUGUUCGAGUCUUGUUAGAAAUGUCCCUUCCCAUCCCAUGUGCUUCUGUGCCAUUAGUGGUGUGUGUGUGAGAGAGAGAGAGUGUGUGUACACUGUUACCUGUUUUGCUGUUUGUGAGCUUUGCUGUGCUGUGGGCAGAAAGUGUGUUUAUAUGUGAGUGUGCAUAUGAGAGAGAAAAAACUCUGAAGGGCUUGUCUGCACGUUAUGCUGUCUAUGAGACUAAAUUCAUUUUUCCUGUUGGCAUCUCUGUCCGGUAUUCUUAUUUGAACGUUCUUCUUUUCAAGGGCUUGCUUAAUGUGUGGUGUUUAAUUUUAUUUUAUUUUUACAUUUAAUUAAUUAUUUAUCCAUACCAUGUAAAGGCUGGUGCUGCAAAAUGUUGUGGCUUAUGCUUUUUGAUCUAUUGAUAGACAAGUUUUCUUUACAAAAAAACCCCAAUGCGGUGCAGUAACAAUUCAAUAUCUUGCAUUGUGAGGGCAUCCACCCCUGAAAAAGGUGCCCCGUCAUUCCUCGUGGACUCUGCAAAGUUCUGUUUGAUUAUCUCUGUGCUUUAAAAAGAAGCCAGACCUUUGCUAAGAACAGGAUUUAGAGGCAAUGCGGUAAAAUUGUAUCCAUUAUUUCAAACAAGAUGCCUACCAGAAGCAAAAUGUGUAAUGUUGCAAAUGUGUCUCUGGCGGCUUGAAUGUAGUCAGUACCUAAGAUGUGUGAUUUGAGAUGUCGUUAUUCUUUUGCCGUACCAUGCAACACUUUUUGUCUUUUAUUUUAAGUAUUUCAGAACCAGUAAAAUCUAUAGGAUGUACAGGGUUAAUACCUACACACUUCUGUUAAUUUGUGAGUCCAAGGCUUUCUGUAAUUCCACAAGUGCAUGCAUUGGAAUAGCCGCUUGUUGUUUUUUGUAGACUCCGUGAGACAGGCUGUAUCGUUGCUUUGCCUCAGAGUUGGGAGGCUUUUUUAUGGGAGUUUAUUUUAAUGGCUGUAGCUUCAAAGGUGGGUGGGCUUGGGCUGGGAUGAGGGUAGAGAUGUAUAAUGGGAGAAUGAGCAGGGAGACUUGUAUUAAAGAGAAUACUUUAAAGGAGAAAAAAUAGAGGAAUUAUUUUAUGAAGCCGCAAGAAAAGAACUAUUAUACUGGGUGUGUGCAUACUAGUCAGUCGUAUAAAGAUUGAUCAGUAUGUUUGGCUCUUUGUUUUGUUUUGAAGUUUGACUGGUAUUUGGAGAAAUAGAUGGGCAAUAUUAAAGGGAAUUCUAAUAGGAAACUCUUCCAAUAUUUUAGCACAUGUUCUCUUGGCAGAUCCUCCUCCCCCACUUUCCCCUGGUCUCUUUGGUUCUGUGAGUUUCUGCAGAGCUGGGCUUUUGCCUUCCUUUGAGAUGAUCGACUAGUCCUUCAGAAGCAUAUAAUAAGGAGCCUCCAAGAUUGGGCUCCAAGAUCUUUUUUUUCCUUCCUGGAAGACUGUAGUAGCUAUGAAACUAAGAUGGGCACAGCCUUCAUGUAGCUAGUAGUUGUCAUGUGCUGAUUCAGUCAGGUCUGACACUUCCAGAGGUUUAUCUGGAAGCACCCAGAAGAUUUUUUUUCCCAAGGAAGAGAAAAGUCAGUAGGAAACUCUUUCAUUAACCAACCUUGGCAUGUUGCUGAUGUGGCAUCAGCUGAGGAGAGUAGAAUUCCUGUCUUCAUGGAAAUGCACCAGUAAGGGUUGUGGGUCCACAGAGAUGUGGAACGUUUACCUAGCCCCAAGAGUUGUUUUGGUGCAAAGGCAAGUCUGCUAUUCUGGUGGUGUCUUUGGCCAGUUAUUUGGUAUUAACAGCCCCCCCUAUUUUUCCUUUACAAGUUUUUUACUACCAAGAUUGUACCAACCAGGCAGUUCACCUUCUUCCCAGAGGCUUGAAUGUUCUCCCCUGAAAUAGAAGAAUCUCUCUUGUGGGGUUCAGUAUGUGCAACCUGUGGAAUGUACAGUUGUUUUUUCAGGGUGAUGAAAGCCUUACAAACUUUUCUGCACCCUCCUUGGGUAUACAGUCUCCCAAGAGUCAGUUGAGUUGCUCAUUCCUGUUAACUGCAGCAGCAAGCCUAGUCCCCUACUCAAUCGAACCACUAGAGGGUGACAACGAAUUACUGUUACUACUCAGUGUUGUGGGUGCUGACCAAUUGCCUAGCAUUUUUGGGAAUGUUCUCUUCACAAAAACAGGAUACGGUACAACUCUCAAACUCUUCAUUCCAAGGUGGCAUGUAAAAUAGGAAAACCAGGGGAGAAUAUUCUUUGUGACUGUGCCAUGUGUGUUCUUUUGAUUCUUUGAGGAGUGUUUGAGGGAAGGGGGGUGGGGAGGGAGAGAGAAAAAAGAGAAAAGACUAGUUUUACAAAGUAAGAGGGUUUUUUAAAAGAAAAGGUAAUGAGAUUUUUACUGAUGGAGGAUAGAGAAUUUAAAAAUAUAAAUGCAGUGAUUGCACAAACUGUAGUGAUUUUAGCUGGUCCUUUAAAGAAGAAAAGUAUUUUUAGUAUUUGUGUGUGGUAGAGUGGUGUUCAGAUCAUUUGAAAUGGGUAAGAAAAGAGCAAAGAAGAGCAGCAGUUACUGAUCUAAGGAGGCAAAGUCCAUAUCUUAGGGGAAACAUUUUCUCUUCCCUUUUCCCCACACUAAUAUUGGGGUGGGUAAAGUCUGGGGGUGGGGGAAUCCCAUGUUCCUUCAAUGCUAUGAUGGAACCAGAGUUGAGCCUCAUUCUGACAAAGUUGUUCACAUGUGUAGUACAAGAUAUUUUAUCUUUUAUAGGAAGUUGAGACUCCAGACUUCAAGGUUAUUUGCAAAGGUAAGGCCUACUAAACUGAAUGGGACGUUGUGAUUUUGGGUUUUUCAGCACCAAAUGAGUAUCCUAAACAUUUAUGGAGUGAAAGAAACCCGGAAGCUGACAGAUGUUGCCUGUUUUGCUGACAGGUUCACUUCAGUGCAUACAAAGGUUGGUGUCUGUGAAAUACAACAAGCACCAAAUUCAUUCUACAUCUUUCUAAUCCGUUUGAUCCAGAAAGCUUUCGCCAGUAUUGAGUCAUUCUUGAAAAUAGCAAACGCAGAAGUAACAUGGGCAGUUUCAACUGCUUUUAUUCUGGUACAUGAAAGGACAUGCAAAAGGAAGGUAAAAAGACUGAUGGAGGUUAAGCAGGUCAGGUGUGUGAUUAGGGUUUUAGAGGUAGGAGCACCAUGAAAUGUGGAAAAUAGGGUGAUGAGGCGUCUUACCACAAUCUGCAGUUUCCCAUAUACCUACCUGUGUACAGGAUUGGUUGACAUUCUUCCUCCUAAACCAAAUAAGGCAUGCUCAAGUAUUAGUGUGCACAGCUAGUAGCAGAAAUGGGGGGAAAUUCUCUCUGGCAUCACCCUGUACUGUCUUGGUAAUGGUGAAGUUCAGCUUUGAGAACUGAGCCGAUAUCAUCAACCAAGGUGUUCAUUUUCACAGCUGAGUAUCAAUGACAGAUCUCUAGAGAGUGACACUCUUGCACCUGUUCUGCAUCAGCUUUUGGGGCAAUAGAGGAGCAUUGUCCUGUUUGUUAGACACACCGGGACAAGAGGAGUGAAGUGCAUGCCAAAACUAUCUUUAGUGGAGCAAAGUUGUGUUCUGCCACACUGAGGAUAGUGUGUAAUGUUUGUGGAAAGCCGUCCUGUUUCUCUUGCAUGCAGAAUAGCAUCUUUGCUUUCAUGCUCUUCAUUUCUUGUUGCCCAUGGGAAAGCAAAAUUGAAAAGAAAGCUUGACAUCUUUUUUUAACGAAGAAAAGUAAUAGAUUAACUUUUUUAGAAUGGUUAAUCUACCCCAUGAGUGUGUCCUCCUUUCAUUGUAUAGUGAAUGGGGCCCCACUCUUGGGGAAUGUUUGCUUUCACACCUCGCCAGUUGGACUGUGCUCCCAUUCCUCAGUCCUGUUAGUCAUAGUAGGUUCUGCCUCCUAUACAUGGAGCAGGCAGUGAUGGUGAGACCUGUGAACAAGAUUGAUGUAUGAUUCUGAGUGGGACACUGACAUUCAGUGACACCCAUCUCUGGAGGACCCCUCUGCUUUGUCUGGUGAAGACGAUGCGUAACUCUACCUCUGUUGCAAAAAGGGUGCUAACUGAGCUGAGUCUUCCCAGUUAACAAGGCCCCAUUUUUUUUGGCCUCUUAUAUUUAUGAGCAGCUAAGUGCAACAUUCUUUGCUGUCUGCUGUCUGUGUAGGCUGCAGUCGUGUGAGUGAACAACUCCCUCUUUGGGCAACAGAUUUGAAAAGAAAACCCACACAGGAUGAGAGAAUUUCUCAUGCUCCAAAUACCACCUCCACUGUGCUUCUGGUGAUGAAUCGUUAAAGAGUUUUGGAGCGAAUUGGGAAGAGGUCCUAGCAGUGUUCCCGUUAGGGAACUAGAAUAAGCCUGGAAUGGGUUUCCUGCUGUGUAGUCAAGAAUCCCUCUGUGUGAGCUGUCGCGUCCCUCUUGCCCCUUGCCCCCCGAGGCCUUGCACUGUUUUGCCUGGGGUACUCUGUGCUCCAGUGUUGCUUGCUGUGCUGCUUUUUUGACUGUUCACUAAUUGUGCAAGAGCUGGGAUCUUUCUUUUAUAUAUGUACUGUGUGUAUAUAUCAAUAAUCCUCCACUUAACCUGCCCACAGUGUUUUGUAUUAAAUCAAGGCCACAAACACAAUCCUAAUGCUGGGAGUAGGAAUGCCUCACUGCAAUGAUCCGCAAACUACUUAGCUUCCCUUCAUCUCUCCCAUUUCCGCUGGUAAGAUAUGGCUCGUGGGGAGGGCUUGCUGCCGUUCUUCUGAACAGCUCUAGUUGCGUUCAUUGUCUGUUCUCUGUUCCCUCUUCACCUUGUAUCUUCACCAACAUAAACUUUUCUCUGAGGUUUAAGAUUUGAGGACCCACAAAAAUAGAGCUUAGAGUGAACGUGGUCCUUCCCCAUAUGGUUUCCUCUAAAUGUAUCCUAACCUCAAAUCCCCAGCCACUUAAUUCCUUACUACACCCAAGAGACCUAGUGUUCCUUAUUGACUCAGACUUCUUUUUUUAUAAAAAUUGUUGGUUAUAUGCAUAUCACAUUAAGAGUAGGGUUCGGGAGCCUGAGUUCAAAUUCCCAUUCAGCUGUACAGCAAACUGGGCUUCCGCAGGCGAGUCAUUCUGAUUCCAGUCCAGGUCACAUGGUUGUUAUGGGAGUAAAAAUGAAGGAAAGGCAGGCCGUGUAUACUGCCCUGAGCUCUUUGGUGGAAGUGCAAGAUAAAAAGGUAGACAGUACCCUGUGGAAGGGCAAGGUGGCAUCUGGGCAGUGCCUUUUGCUUCUUCCAAGGACUUGGAGAAGCAGAUUGGAUUGUCUAGAGCUGGGGUACCCCACUUUAGCGCUCUGGCAGGGGUGUCCAACUCUGGCCAUUGGCCGUGCUGGCAGGGGCUGAUGGGAAUUGUAAUCCAUGAACAUCUGGAGGACCAGAGUUGAACACCCCUAACCUAGAUUAAGCAAAUAUAAUUAGCACCGUGAAAGCAUUUUGCAGAUUUUGGAUUACUGUAAACUGGUGCAGUUUCUUUUUUUCUAAAGCACAGAAUGCACUUAACAGAAGAAUCUUGUGGCAUCUUGAAGUUUCAGGUUUAUUGAAGCAUAAGAUUUUAAUGGACCCCAGCUCACUUUGACAGAUGCAUGAAAUUGACCCUCUUUAGCAGAAUGUAUGCACAGUAGAGGGACAGAAGGAAUGGGCAGUGUGGUUAAAAGGCUGUGGAAUGUAGUAGUUUGAUUGAUCUUCACAAAACUCAAAGAUAUAUAAGAUAAAUGCAGUGGUAAUUCACAACAGUUGUAGUUGGUGAUAACAUUAAAUACAUUUCAUGGCCUUUAAUCUCCACUGUUCACUGUUUUCCUCUCUUCUGUGUAUUCUAAGCAUCCAUUUCAGAGUGGGCUCUAGACUGAAAGCUUACGACUUAAAAAACCUGCUUUUCUGUAGAACUAAUGAGCCUCCUUUUUUGUAUUUUGCUGCAACAGAUUAACACUGUUACUCCAUUGAGAUCUGUAAGAAUACAUGCAGUAAUUGGAUCUGAUACAUUUCAAGAAACAGUAACUUGUUUUUAGAGCAGCUUCAGUACACAAGAGAACUUGACAGAGUAUUGGCUGGUGGUCCCUUUACGUUCAUUCUCUGUCUCCAUUGGUGGCUGUUGCUGGACGUUGCAGAGGAUCUGGGUGGCUGCAGUGCUCUUAACAAUUCACAUUGUGACCUAGGUCAGCUUCCACAACUUGAAUAUGCAAAGAUCACCUGGGGCUUAAAUAAGUCCCUGUUUUUUCUUUUUUCUUUUUUGAUGUCAUGGGACUAUAUCAUUGCUUUUUCUGUUCCUCAAACUGAGUGAGUGGGAAGAGAUGUGCUUCUCUUUGGCCACACAUUUCCCCUUCUCUAGAGCAAAAGAUGAAGCCUUAUAAGGCUCCCAGCAGUUCUGUUGACAAGGGAUAUGUCCUCAAGAUUCUCUGCAUUCUGACAAUAAUUUCUUUCCAGUUUUAUACUUUUUCCUGACAGAUGGUCCAUCUUUAGCAUUAGCCCCCAAGGGAAUACUGGUGUCAUUUGAACAAGCACUCUGUUCUCUACUUGUGAAGAAGGUUGUCUUUCUCCUUCACUUUUUCACUAGCAUUCAGCUGAGCUAGACGAAAAGGGUAUAUAAAGUUCUGUAAUGGGAGAGGCUUUUGUGUGGUAUCAAAUGGGUAGGGUGAAGAAAUCAGGGAUAAUGAUAGAGUAAAAGACAUCUGAAAGGGCUUUCUUUAGCAUCAAACAAUAAAGGAUGUUUGGUAGGUGAAAAUAUCUCCAGGUUAUUUAAAAUAAUUUCUUUGGUUGGAUUUAAUUGGAUCCUGAUUCCAAAGUAUAAAAUCCCACCUCUCUGUUGCAUAGCACUUAAAAAUAUAAGCACAUGCUUUAAUUUAGCACUCUUGUACUGGGGCCUUCAGCAUGAACUGCUUUGCCAUUGUAAGCAAGGUCUUUCUGCCCCCUCUGUUAGUAACCCUCGCUAUGGCCAGUGUUAGCUCCAGCCUCUCAAAAAGCAAACCAUUCCAAGUUAUAUUUCCAGGCACAAAAAUAGCUUAUAGGAAUUUUUCUGUGUCAUUAAGUAGCAUAGCAGAGAAUCUCUAAAGGUGAGAGUGAUACUACUGAGGUUCUCAAGGGUUUGGUAGCCAUUUCUUUAUUCUUUUGUUGGGAUUACAACCCUAUCCUGACAAUGCAAUAGCAUUGGGAAGCUUUCUAGUGUUGGUUGUGUAGUAAUAGGGAAGCAGCCAUCAGUUCUGUAACAAUGGGGCUUUCCCACUAAUCAUCUUCUUAGUGGUGAAUUAAAAAAUGGCUAACCUUCGAAGGCUGCUAUAAGCAUCACACAAAGCCAGGAACUGACUUCCCUGUGGUGUUCAUAGGCCUUGAUCCAUAGUAAGGUAAAUGUCUUUUUAACCCACUGUCGUCGUAGCCAUUUUGAUUCUGCAGGGAAUUUUUCUCUCUUUAACACCUGAAAUGCAAAGAUUGGGAGAAACCAAUGCAGAUGGUUAAAAAAAGGUGACAGGAUUUGUAGAUGUUUUCUGAAAUGAAUGCCACAAGGAAAGCGAUGAAAGAAAGUUGGAAACUUAAGAGCGUCACGCUUGCUUCACGAUGACUGCUGUCACUACCCUUAAGCAAUUUUAUAGAUAUAUUUCAAGGGUGAAGUUUCUGGUGCUUUUUUAAAAAAAAAAACAAAUCCUGCAGUUUUAUAACCAAAAUGACUAAAUGUGCUGCAUUCUUCUGUCCUUUCUCUUGAAGUCUCUCAUCUUUACACAAGCAAUUGCAAGAAGGUAUAGAUUUGAUGCUUGAUGCUUACUUGUGUUCACCCUUGCACUUGCCCGUGCCGGACCUCAGCUUUGCCAAAACUGAUGCUGCUGUAACAGAGAACAGGUAAACUUGUGACUUGUGUACCAUAUGAGGGCUUUCAAACCUGAUUGUGGCACUCGCUUUGGCCUUACAGAACUACAAAUAUUUGAGUGCUCUUAAAUGUAAGCCUGCGUGUUAGUUUUUGCAAAGUUGAGGCCCUGUGCUGAAUUUGUAAAACGAUGAGCUGAAGUUAUGUUCUCCACUCUUGGUGGACAGAAUAGACUUUUAAAGAAAAGCAAAUAGCUAAAUAUGUAUCUGGUAACUUUUUAUUUUGGAGAAAAAUGCAUUUAAUGAAAUAAUUGUGCACGAAUGAAGUAUUAUCUAUUUUUUUGUCUUGUAAUUCUUCAAUUUUAAAUAUAGUAUUUUGCGUUUGCUUGGUUGCUUUUGAAAAUCCAGUUCUCAGCUGGCUAAACUGUCUAGAAUGGGCGGGGAUGGGAAGCUCAGUAGGACGGGUGAUUGAAUCGCCCCUCCGGGUGGCAUUUCCAAUGGAAAAGUGGCUUGCUCCAGGUUUUGUGGGGGUUUGUGCUAAUUACUCUCGUAUUCUUGUACAUUUUGUUUCUUCUGCUGCUCUUGAAUAUUGUAUCAAUGCCAGAAAUGGGGAGUUAAAAAGAUGAACCCCAAUAAAAAUGUUACAUUCCAAA
Molecule: messenger RNA, 11464 nt
Organism: Sphaerodactylus townsendi
Lineage: Eukaryota; Metazoa; Chordata; Lepidosauria; Squamata; Sphaerodactylidae
Gene: CBX6
Product: chromobox 6
Exons: 5
Coding region: 369-1589 (406 amino acids)
Source: RefSeq, a predicted model, not a curated record